AUGUUUCGUCAGGUAGUUGUGGUUAUAGUGGUCCUUUUGGGCCUGAGCGGGACGCUGGAGGUUUUAGACCGCAGCCGGCGCACGCAGACAGCUGCCAGUGCUGGGUAUGCCCACGUUUCCUCGGGCAUAAUCGACGCCGACGCAGAAGAGUACUACAGACUCGGGCUGACACCCCACCACUCCAUCGAGGUCACCACGUUAGCGGGCGACGCCGUGGUGGACAAGACCGUCUUGCACGGCAGGUUUUUGCACAUAACCGACUUUCACCCGGACGAACUGGCGAAAAUUGGUGCGUCGUUCGAAAACAGGUGUCACCGCAAAGACAAGCAGGCUCUGCCCGACGAGGUGAUGCACCGGUACGGCGACGCCCUGAGCGGCUGCGACUCACCGCUGGAGCUGUACGAGGCGACUCUGCAAUGGAUUCGGGACAAUCUGAAGGACAAGAUCGAUUUUGUCGUCUGGACCGGGGACAACGUUCGGCACGACAACGACCGCAAAAACCCCCGUUACGAGGGCGAGAUAUUCUCCAUGAACGAGAAGGUGGCCGAGAAGAUGAGCAGCAUUUUCAUGGACGACGGCGAGGAGGACACCAUGCCGCUGGACCGCCGCGUCAAGAUCGUGCCCAGUCUGGGCAACAACGACGUGUAUCCGCACAACCUGUUUGCUCCGGGCCCCACGUUGCAGACGAGAGAGCUGUACAAGAUCUGGCGCAACUUUGUCCCCACGGAACAGCUGCACACGUUCGACAGGGGAGCCUAUUUCUUCAGAGAGGUUAUACCCAACAAGCUGGCCGUGGUGUCCAUAAACACGCUGUACCUGUUCAAAUCGAACCCGUUGUGCGAUAACUGCUAUAACCGCAAGGAGCCCGGCUACAAGCUGUUCCAAUGGCUGGGGUUUGUGCUCAAGGAGCUGCGCAAACGCAACAUGAAGGUCUGGCUCACCGGCCACGUUCCGCCGGUGCCCAAAAACCUGCAUUACAGCUGCCACGCCAAGAUGAGCGUCUGGCAGCACGAGUACAGAGACAUCAUCAUUGGCUCGCUGUACGGCCACAUGAAUAUCGACCAUUUUGUGCCGCUGGACUCUGUCAAGUCCUGGAGAACCAUCGAGAAGAGACUGGGCAAGCUGGACUACGAUACGUACGGCGACGACGACGAGACGGACGAUGUGGGACUAUACGAGGAUUUCGGGCUGCUCGACGACGAUUUCGAGAUCCAACGCGGCUCGCGGCGCUACGACAACGCCCCUAACGGAAAAGUGACGUAUCUGGAAGACGUACGAGACAGACUUUAUGCCAAGCUCAAGGGGCCCAAAAAGGCCGGCCAAAACGGCGAGCGGUACUCGUUCGCGCACGUUACCGCGUCUGUGGUGCCCACGUUCAACCCUGGGUUCCGUGUCUGGGAGUACAACGUGUCGGAGCUGUACAGCAGCGAAGCCAAACAAUUUGAGCCGUGGGAGCACUUUUUUGCUCGGCUCGAGGAGGAGCUGGCCGCAGAGGACAAUCGGGAUACUCUGGACGCGGAAGCGUCCAAAGACAAGACGAUUCCGCCAAUCAUGCCGUCAGAUCUGCCUCUGGGCCCAGCGUACACGCCCCAGCUAUUUUCGCCAGAGAGAUACACCCAAUACUACGUCGACCUGGACUACGCGGCCAAACACCCGGACUGGAAAUUCGAGUACGAGGUGGAGUACUCGACAGACGACGACGAGUACCAGAUGGACAGCUUGCUGGUCUCAGACUGGCUGAAGAUGGCGCGGAAGCUGGCGAAGUCCGCCGCUGUUGCUGCCGACGACGUGGAAACUGCUGGAGCGAAAAAACUGUGGAAAACUUAUCUGAACCGCGCCUUCAUAGACACCGGCUACCAGGACCUGCCGGUGGCCAACAAGUGA
Messenger RNA from Ogataea angusta, 1884 nucleotides. RefSeq lists its product as uncharacterized. The coding region runs from base 1 to 1884 and encodes 627 amino acids. The transcript has a single exon. Gene Ontology annotation, molecular function: endopolyphosphatase activity; exopolyphosphatase activity. The record is from RefSeq and is a predicted model, not a curated record. Gene Ontology annotation, cellular component: fungal-type vacuole; membrane. Gene Ontology annotation, biological process: polyphosphate catabolic process. NCBI's taxonomy places the organism in Eukaryota, Fungi, Ascomycota, Pichiomycetes, Pichiales, Pichiaceae.